AUGGAUACAGGAGAGAAACCCAGAGUAUCUGGCGUAUCAAGUACCGCAGCGACACCACGACAGUCUCAUGCGGAGCGUCCUGAAUCUCGAAAUUUCUCGACAUAUCCUCAAACUCUGCCUCAACACCAAACGCAGGAGUCUCACCCCAAUCAGCAACAAACUCCUCAGCAUCCCGUGACUCCGACGUUUUUUAGUGAGCUCGCCGGUAGUGAUGGGUACCCAUAUAUGACCCUGCGCAAACGCAUUACAGAAGCAUACAAAUGGCAUUCUUAUCAGUAUUGGUUCGUGGCGUGCUUCUCGAACGGAUUGCUCUUUCUUCAGAUUCUGAUCGCCGCUUCAUUAACGGUGCUCGGUGCCUUUAACGACCGCCGGGCACGAACGGCGACCAUAUUCCUCGGGGCGGCCAACACAGUCAUAGCGGGGCUGAUGACUUACUUCAAAAGCCGAAACCAACCAAAUCGAUCCCGUCAGUUUCGAAACGAUCUCGCCAAAAUCGUCGACCAGCUUGACGACGCCGAAGCAAAUUUCCGUAAUCCGAACUACCACGAUGACGUGUUCACUGUCAUGCAGAAUAUCCGGCAUUCAUAUAACGAAGCGAGGAGUGAUGCUCAGGCGAAUUAUCCAGAUCUCUGGGUCAAGUCGGGCAGUGUAUACAGUCCUACGUUUCAGCCUCGGACGCCGGUGGAUCCAGUGAGACCUCAACGGCAUGAGACGGCGAUGCCACAAAAUCCGGCUAGCAAUCCGCCUACGACUGUCAGGCCAAUCCAAUCCCCUGCAAACCCUGAGCCAGCUCACACGAGAUAG
This is a messenger RNA of Rhinocladiella mackenziei CBS 650.93, 804 nucleotides long. RefSeq lists its product as uncharacterized. The record is from RefSeq and is a predicted model, not a curated record. The coding region runs from base 1 to 804 and encodes 267 amino acids. NCBI's taxonomy places the organism in Eukaryota, Fungi, Ascomycota, Eurotiomycetes, Chaetothyriales, Herpotrichiellaceae. The transcript has 2 exons.